Aspergillus udagawae is the source of this 1293-nucleotide messenger RNA. Its product is annotated as indoleamine 2,3-dioxygenase. Gene Ontology annotation, molecular function: metal ion binding; heme binding; indoleamine 2,3-dioxygenase activity. The record is from RefSeq and is a predicted model, not a curated record. The transcript has 3 exons. The coding region runs from base 1 to 1293 and encodes 430 amino acids. Gene Ontology annotation, cellular component: cytoplasm. Lineage: Eukaryota; Fungi; Ascomycota; Eurotiomycetes; Eurotiales; Aspergillaceae. Gene Ontology annotation, biological process: 'de novo' NAD+ biosynthetic process from L-tryptophan.
AUGCUUAACACACCGGAAAUCGUGCUUGACCAGUUCUGUGUUUCUCUUCGAAAUGGGUUUCUUCCCGACACCCUUCCUCUGCAGAAACUGAACGAUCCAUACUACUUCCCGUGGGAGGAAGUUGUCGCUGAUCUACCAGCUCGGCUCGCAGCGGGAAAUAUACGGCAAGCGGUUGACAGUCUUCCUAUCCUCGCAACGUCCAGGCUGCAGGAAGAAUCAGAAUGGCGGCGAGCAUAUGUUGUGCUUGCUUUCAUCACUCAUGCCUAUAUCUGGGGAGGUGAACGGCCAAAAGACGUUCUCCCACCAGCGGUGUCGUGCCCCAUCCUGGAGGUCUCAAAGCAUUUAGAGCUGCCACCAUGUGCUACCUAUGCCGCUUUGAACCUCUGGAACUUCAAAGUCUCCUCCCCUGAUAUAGAUCUCACUGACCCGGACAACUUGUCUAUCAUCACAACGUUCACCGGUACCAAGGACGAAGAAUGGUUCUUCAUGGUCUCUGUUGCUAUCGAAGCCAAAGGAGCGGAUUUAAUUACCCUGAUGCUCAACGCCAUAUAUGCAGCCAACCUGGCUGACCAUCAAAGAGUCACCACUUUACUUUAUCAAUUGAGAGAUGGCCUGCAAGAGCUUGGCGAAAUUCUGGAGAGGAUGUAUGAAAAGUGCAACCCCUCCGUCUUCUUCUAUCAACUCCGCCCUUUCUUGGCUGGUAGUAAGAAUAUGGCCUCAGCUGGACUGCCGCAGGGUGUCUUCUACGAUCUGGGAGGCCACGGAGAGUGGCAUCAGUACAGCGGGGGAAGCAAUGCGCAGAGCUCACUAAUCCAAACAUUCGAUAUCUUUUUGGGUGUGGAGCAUUCAGCCACGGGAGAAGCGAAAGUGAACAGUGCACCUCAGUCCAAGCCUAAGAUUGGCUAUAUCCAGGACAUGCGAAACUACAUGCCUGGCCCUCACAGACGUUUCCUGGAGAUGAUGAUUCGAACCUCGAACGUGCGCCAAUUCGCCAUGAGCUACAAAGCAGAUACAGAGGUCAGGAACGCAUACAACGCGGCAGUCAUGGCUGUUGGCGCAUUCCGGGAUAAGCAUAUUCAGAUGGUCUCGCGAUACAUUAUCACGCCUUCGAGGACAAAUCCAAACCAAAAUUCGUCUGCGCACGUCAAUCUGGCAACUGUGACAGCAGCGAAGCAAGUCGCACGUCCGAAUGACACUCCAGCAGGAUACAGUGGUACAGGCGGAACCGACCUAAUCCCAUUCUUGAAACAGACUCGGGAUACGACAAAAGCUGCGGCCAAGUAUACUGAUUAA